AUGACGAAACCGUCUGAGGAUGUCUUGAGCGUUGGAUUUGUCGGAAACAGAAACCGACUUAAUGUCGCCCUCAGCCGGGCGCAAAAAGGUCUGAUCAUCAUUGGAAACUUGAGGACCUGGAAUUCUGAAGCGAUAAAGGAGAUAGUUAAAUCCAGCGGCAAGCGGAACAAGUUCCUCUUGGAUCUGCUCAGGGACGUCACUCAGAAGGGUCAUACCCUGACCUGGCACGGCGCACCUACUUCUACUUUUCGCAUGAUCGAGAGAUCCGGCGUCCGUACACGAGAGCAGCGGAUCCGGCUGUUGCAGCCACGGCAGGGGUACAAUCGCAAACGGCCACCCUUUCGGUCCCCAGAGCACGGGUCCCGUUUCCAGGGCGCUUCGUACAGACAAGCGCUUCAGCAGGCGCCGCCAAAGCGACCGCUGCCUUGGUUGUCUGCAGCGCCGCAACAAGAUGAGGGAGUGGCCGCUGACGAAGACGUGGAAAUGGUGGACUUCCAGGACCAAGGGACCCCAUACCCCGGAUCAAAGUCUCGCGAAAUGUCGAGUUCGCCCUCCAACCAUAUCGGGACCAAAUGA
This is a messenger RNA of Aspergillus viridinutans, 576 nucleotides long. RefSeq lists its product as uncharacterized. NCBI's taxonomy places the organism in Eukaryota, Fungi, Ascomycota, Eurotiomycetes, Eurotiales, Aspergillaceae. The coding region runs from base 1 to 576 and encodes 191 amino acids. The transcript is spliced from 2 exons. The record is from RefSeq and is a predicted model, not a curated record.